Molecule: messenger RNA, 1578 nt
Organism: Zea mays
Lineage: Eukaryota; Viridiplantae; Streptophyta; Magnoliopsida; Poales; Poaceae
Product: WAT1-related protein
Exons: 6
Coding region: 246-1286 (346 amino acids)
Cellular component (GO): membrane
Molecular function (GO): transmembrane transporter activity
Source: RefSeq, marked predicted
AACGCACACGUCGCCCCCGGCCCAGACGCACGAAAUCGCGCGCGUUAUAUAAUAACAUCUAUCAUCAUAUACGUUCUGCAAUGGCGGCGCCGUAUAGUCGACCGGCGGCCUGAUGGUGCACAGUGAGCUGCUCGUACGUGGGCGGACUGGACCGCCGCCGGCGGAGAGAUACUGCUGGAGAGCGUACAGUCUAUAGCAGAUCGAUCGAUUGGAGGCGGCCAGUACGUCAGCCCUCGUUGUUGAGGAUGGACGAAGAGGCAGGCGUCGUUACCGCGGCGGCUCAAGUGACGAGGAAGGUGGAGGAGAAAGACGCGGAGAUGGCGGCGUGGAAGGCGCCUGCCGCGAUGUUGUUGGUGCAGCUGUCCAACACGGGUAUGGUGCUGCUUUCCAAGGUGGCCAUCGACGGCGGCAUGUUCGUCUUGGCACUUCUCACCUACCGCAGCCUCUUCGGCGCCGCCAUCAUCCUCCCCGUCGCGCUCCUCCAAGAGAGGGGGAAGUGGAAAGAGAUGGAUUGGCACGCCGCCGGAUGGAUCUUCCUCAAUGCGUUUGUCGGAUACGCCGUACCAAUGAGCAUGUACUACUACGGCCUUCAGGACACAACGGCGUCAUACGCCAUUAUAUUCCUCAACUUAAUUCCACUGACAACCUUCAUUCUCUCCUUUGCUUUCAGGAUGGAGGCAUUGCGAAUCAUGAGCACGUCAGGAUCGCUCAAGAUUGCAGGAGUUCUGGUGUCCGUCGGGGGCACGAUGAUCAUCAGCCUAUACAGGGGAAAGGUCCUGCAUCUAUGGAGCAACCAUAUUCUUCACCAUCACAACGAAGAGCACGACGUCGCCGUGGAUGCUGCAAGCCAUCAUCGGCUACGUGGAACAAUCUUGUUGGCAGGCAGCAGCUUCAUGCUUGCUUGCUGGUACCUGAUUCAGGCGAAGGUUCUCAACGUAUAUCCGUACAAAUAUUGGUCGUCCAUGGCUACCUGCUUGGUUGGAGGGUUUCAGACAGCACUUGCUGGAGUCAUACUUCGGAGGGACAAGAAUGCCUGGAAGAUAGGAUGGGAUAUAAACCUUGUGACCAUCGUCUACUCUGGGGCAUUUGCAACGGCACUAAAAUACAGCCUCAACUCGUGGGCUGUAUCUAGGAAAGGCCCAUCAUACCCUGCAAUGUUCAGCCCAUUGUCUGUGGUGUUCACUGUUGUGCUGGGCUCUAUCUUCAUCGGUGACAACAUCACAAUCGGAAGGUCAUUUGUCUUUUUUGUAGCUAUUCCCUUCUCUAUGAUCUGUUCUCCUGUUUGAGUAAGCGCGCACACCCACAAAAAAAGGGUCAUAUUUUAUGGCAUUAUGUCACGGUUGAUUGUCUGCGUUGUUCUUUCUUAUGAAUGUGCAGCCUCGUCGGGACGGUUAUGGUGAUUGUUGGGACCUACACCUUCCUAUGGGCCAAAGCAAAUGAGCUACAUCAAGAGUGAAUAUGUCAGGGAGCACAUGUUUAGUUCAUAGAGAUUUCCAUGGAACUCAGAAUGGAGACACAAAUAGAGGCCAACUUGUUUAAUAUGUAAACAUUACAAAUAUAAAUUAACAAAUGAUAUAU